Messenger RNA from Lachancea thermotolerans CBS 6340, 1005 nucleotides. It is a transcript of the gene ARG82, whose product is annotated as inositol polyphosphate multikinase. Gene Ontology annotation, molecular function: inositol hexakisphosphate kinase activity; inositol-1,4,5,6-tetrakisphosphate 3-kinase activity. The coding region runs from base 1 to 1005 and encodes 334 amino acids. Gene Ontology annotation, cellular component: nucleus; cytoplasm. The record is from RefSeq and is a predicted model, not a curated record. NCBI's taxonomy places the organism in Eukaryota, Fungi, Ascomycota, Saccharomycetes, Saccharomycetales, Saccharomycetaceae. Gene Ontology annotation, biological process: phosphatidylinositol phosphate biosynthetic process; inositol phosphate biosynthetic process. The transcript has a single exon.
AUGAGCGGAUCUUAUCGUAAAGCGAAGCAUCAGGCAGCUGGACAUGAUGGUAACUUCACGGAUGAGGGCGAGAGCCUAUUCUUCAAACCUACAACAGCUCAAGAGGUUGAAUUUUACCAGGAUAUUCAGCGUAGAUAUACAGAUAGCACCUCAGAAGACCUCAAGCUUGAUGCAUGGAUGCCUGUUUUCUUGGGAACCCUCGAGCUUGGAGUGACAGGGAGGGCACGCGAGUCCGAUGACAGCGAGGUUCAAUCAGCUAUCACUGCACAUGCGAAUCUGACCCAGGUCGAACCCGAGCUCGUUCCCCCCAAUAAGCCCAUCAUUGUACUUGAGAACCUUUUGCGUGGUUACAGAACACCGAAUAUUCUCGAUGUCAAGCUGGGGAAGACGUUACACGAUGAGUUUGCCUCAGAAGACAAGAAACUGCGUCUCAGAAAGGUCAGCCAGGAAACAACCUCAGGAAGCUUAGGACUCAGAAUAUGUGGUAUGAAAAUUCAAGAGAGCGCUGCGGCAUCAACGCUCGACGACUGUACCUAUGCCCGUGAAAGUGAUGGAUAUAUCUCCAUUAAUAAGUUCUACGGACGUGAGCUCAAUGUCAAUAACGUGAAGGAUGGUUUCAAGCUCUUUUUUGAUAGCAAUAGCCUAAGUUGUGAUCGCAGAAAAGCUCUUACUGAGACUUUCCUGCAGCGAAUCCAGCUCCUAUACAACACUCUGUUAGAAGAGGAAGUGCGAAUGAUAUCCGCUAGCCUUCUACUCGUGUAUGAAGCCGACUCCGAUCGCUGGGACGAGCUCCAGGAUGAAGACACCCUUCUACGUACUGAUUUUUUCCAGGACUUUAGCGAUGAUGAGGAAGAAGAAGAGCCCACCGCACCACUGAGUUCACUCUCAUUGAUUGAUUUUGCUCACUCUAAAGUGACCAAAGGUCAAGGGUACGACGAGAAUGUAAUUUGUGGUGUCGAGUCCCUUAUAGAUAUAUUCGAUGAGAUGCGUCUUCCUUCCAACUAA